AUGUCUGCUCCCGCCCAGAAGUUCAAGGUCGCCGACCUGUCCCUCGCCGCCUUUGGCCGCAAGGAGAUCGAGCUCGCCGAGAAUGAGAUGCCCGGCCUCAUGGCCACGCGGGCCAAAUACGCCGAUGACCAGCCCCUCAAGGGCGCCCGCAUCGCCGGCUGCCUGCACAUGACCAUCCAGACGGCCGUCCUCAUCGAGACGCUGACCUCGCUCGGCGCCGAGGUCACCUGGUCCAGCUGCAACAUCUUCAGCACCCAGGACCACGCCGCCGCCGCUAUUGCCGCUGCCGGCGUCCCCGUCUUCGCCUGGAAGGGUGAGACCGAGGAGGAGUACAACUGGUGCCUGGAGCAGCAGCUUCUGGCCUUCAAGGACGGCAACAAGCUCAAUCUGAUCCUCGACGACGGCGGCGACCUGACCCAGCUCGUCCACUCCAAGUACCCCGAGAUGCUCAAGGACUGCUACGGCGUCUCCGAGGAGACCACGACUGGUGUCCACCACCUCUACCGCAUGCUCAAGGAGAAGAAGCUCCUGGUCCCAGCCAUCAAUGUCAACGACUCCGUCACAAAGUCCAAGUUCGACAACCUGUACGGCUGCCGCGAGUCUCUCAUUGACGGCAUCAAGCGUGCUACCGACGUCAUGAUUGCCGGCAAGACCGCCGUCGUCGCCGGUUUCGGCGAUGUCGGCAAGGGCUGCGCCAUGGCCCUGCACGGCAUGGGCGCCCGCGUCCUCGUCACCGAGGUGGACCCCAUCAACGCCCUCCAGGCUGCCGUUGGCGGCUACCAGGUCACCACGAUGGAGAAGGCGGCCAAGAUUGGCCAAAUCUUCGUCACCACCACCGGCUGCCGCGACAUUCUGACCGGCGAGCACUUUGAGGCCAUGCCCAACGACGCCAUUGUUUGCAACAUCGGCCACUUUGACAUUGAGAUUGAUGUGGCCUGGCUCAAGAAGAACGCCAAGUCCGUCCAGAACAUCAAGCCCCAGGUUGACCGCUUCCUCAUGCCCAGCGGCCGCCACAUCAUCCUCCUGGCUGAGGGCCGCCUGGUCAACCUUGGCUGUGCCACCGGCCACUCCUCGUUCGUCAUGUCCUGCUCCUUCACGAACCAGGUUCUGGCUCAGAUUAUGCUGUACAAGGGCCGCGACGAGGCUUGGGGCAAGAAGUACGUUGAGUUUGCCAAGACUGGCAACUUUGAAGUCGGCGUCUACGUCCUGCCCAAGAUCCUGGACGAGGAGGUUGCCCGCCUGCACCUCUCCCACGUCCAGGCUGAGCUCAGCACCCUCACCAAGGUGCAGGCCGACUACCUCGGACUCACCGUCGAGGGCCCCUUCAAGAGCGACAUCUACCGCUACUAA
Molecule: messenger RNA, 1350 nt
Organism: Hirsutella rhossiliensis
Lineage: Eukaryota; Fungi; Ascomycota; Sordariomycetes; Hypocreales; Ophiocordycipitaceae
Product: s-adenosyl-L-homocysteine hydrolase domain-containing protein
Exons: 2
Coding region: 1-1350 (449 amino acids)
Biological process (GO): L-methionine cycle
Cellular component (GO): cytosol
Molecular function (GO): adenosylhomocysteinase activity
Source: RefSeq, a predicted model, not a curated record